Amborella trichopoda is the source of this 1611-nucleotide messenger RNA. Its product is annotated as protein CHROMOSOME TRANSMISSION FIDELITY 7. Gene Ontology annotation, biological process: mitotic sister chromatid cohesion. The record is from RefSeq and is a predicted model, not a curated record. Gene Ontology annotation, molecular function: protein-lysine-acetyltransferase activity. Gene Ontology annotation, cellular component: chromatin; nucleus. Lineage: Eukaryota; Viridiplantae; Streptophyta; Magnoliopsida; Amborellales; Amborellaceae.
GUAUAGUGAUUUGGGAUAUUUUGAAGAGGGUUUUUCUCUGAUUUUUAGAGAGAGAAAAGGAAGAUGGGAUGGGAUGCUGAUUUGGGAUAUUUUGAAGAGGUUUUUUCUCUUAGGAUGUUGUUCGAUAGAAAGCCCUAACUAUACUGAUUUGUGAAGAGGCCCUAACAGAUUUCGCCUAACUGAUUUUUAGAGAGAGAAAAGGAAGAGGGUUUUUUAUUUUCUUGGGGAAACAGCAUGCAGAGCUGAAGGAUUAGUGAAGAAAACCCUAGGAAUUCAGCCCUAGCUUGCCAUGUCAGGCCUCUCUAAACAGUCGAAGAUCAGCUCCUUCUUCAAGCCUUCUGCAACGAUCGACUCUUCUCCUCUCACCAGUGAAUUGGAAGGCCACGCAACUUUUAGAGAAAGAGAUGAUAUUCUAGCCACUUAUAGACGCCGCACUCCUGUAAGCAAACUCUCUUGUAAAGCUUCUGAUGAAGAUGAUGAAGCUAUUAAACUCGAUAGCAAGGCUAAACUCCAAUUGGUUCUUUCUCAUUCUGAAUCAAACAUGCCAAGAAGAAAUUCCUUUGGUUCAAUUGAAAGAAACUAUUCUUCUGAUUCAUUUAAGUCUUGGCAAGAAAGCAAUCCAAUGAGCAGGACCUUCGACAAGAAAAGGAGUUAUGCACAAUAUUAUUUGGAGCUUGGACAAUCUGAUUUCAUUCUUCACACGUGUUCUUUAUGUGGGCUGCGAUAUUCAUGUGGCGAUGAAGAGGAUGAGAGGGUUCACAAGGCAUUCCAUAAGAAAUACAUCCAGGGAGUUCAAUUUAAGGGUUGGUAUAAUGAAAGGGUAAUAUGCACAUAUCCGGAUAAUGGAGAGCGCAUAGUUUUGAUAUUGAACAGCGAUCCACCUGCUCAUCAACAAAAGGUCCAAGAGGUUGCGAAGAUAAUGGUGAAGGAGCUUAAUUUGGAUGAUGAGUGGCUUCUGCAUAAACUCUGCAAGGUUUAUCUACUUAUCUCGAGUCAGAGAAUUGUUGGCUGUCUUGUGGCAGAACCAAUCAGAUAUGGUUACAAAGUCAUCUCAAACUGUCCUUCAAUCAUAAAUUCAUCAAGUUCAAGUGCAAAAGAGAAUUUCAAAACAAAAACUGGUGUGCUUCUCUUUGGCAAUGUCAGUUUCGAGAGAGAAACAAUCCAAAGAUCUAAUGUAAAGAACUCAGAGAAGAUUGCAGAUGAGUUUAUCGGUACUGCAAUCCUUUGUGAGAAGGAACCUGUGCCAGCCGUUGCUGGCAUAAGAGCCAUUUGGGUUCUGGCCUCCAGCAGGAGAAAGGGUAUAGCAACUCGCUUGCUUGAUGCUGCAAGGACGAACUUCCUCAUGGGUUAUAUCAUGGAGCCCUCCCAAUUUGCCUUCUCUCAGCCAACUUCUUUGGGGAAGACAUUUGCCAUGAAGUAUUGCAGUACCACCUCAUUUUUGGUUUAUAAAUCAGGAAGUGGGCGUCUCAAAAAGGGCAUUUGGCAUACAGACGAUAUCUUUUGGAUCGUUUAUUGAACGAGCACAUUUCUAUGAAAAAAAAGAAAUUUUUUAUCCGUCUAGAUCCUGUUGAAGUCUCCAAUGAAUAUUGGCAUGAGUCCCUACUUUAUGAU